Molecule: messenger RNA, 858 nt
Organism: Plasmodium yoelii
Lineage: Eukaryota; Apicomplexa; Aconoidasida; Haemosporida; Plasmodiidae
Product: PIR protein
Exons: 3
Coding region: 1-858 (285 amino acids)
Source: RefSeq, a predicted model, not a curated record
AUGAAUAAGGAAGUGUGUGAAAAGUUCGAUAAUGUAUGGGAGGCUUUCCCCGAUGAAUUGGGCACCAACGGAGAGUAUCAAUUUAAAACAACAAAUUUCUUAGAUAGUUAUUGUUAUAAUAGUGAAUGUAGUAGUGAUUACGGAAAAAUUAAUGCUGGAUUUUUAUAUUUGCUUAAUAAAUUAUGUGGGGUUUCUGGUUUGUUUAAUUCUUGCGAAACAAGUAACAUCAAUGUUGUUGAAUACACUAUGAUAUGGUUAUGUUAUAUGUUAAACCUAAAGAGUACUAAAGAUGACAACAUCACCAAUCUAAAUAAUUUUUAUAAUACAAAUAUAAAAAAUCACAACAACUAUAGUAGUUUCAUUGAGCUUAUAAAUAAAAAAAAAGAAUUGAUGAAUAUUUCUAAAGAUAAAGUGUCUAAACUUUAUAAUUUAUUUAAAAUUUUAUGUCAAAUGUAUACUAAAAUUGAUGAAGACAAUAAAAAAUGCAAUAACUAUUUGAAAGGUGAUAAUGAAUUUUUUGUUGAAUAUCAAAAACUCCUUAAUGAUAGUGAUACUGGUAAUGGAAAUAGUUACUAUAGUCAACUAUUGUCUACUUUAUCAACUGAUUAUGAUAAAUUAAAAAAUGAAUGUGAACAGAUUUUGUCCUCUAAACCGAAAGAAAUAAAACAAAGUUAUGAAGAUACACCAUCAAGUUCGUCGAUAACAACCAGAUUAUUUACAGUUUUAUCGAUAUUUGGUGCAAUAGGAUUUCUUUUGGGGAUUUCUUAUAAGUAUUCGUUAUUUGGAUUUCGGAAACGAUUUAAAAAACAACAAAUAAGAGAAAAAAUAAAAAAUAUAAAGAAGAGAAUAAAUCAUUAA